CAGAUACACAGCGCCACACCCUUUGCUUAUAAAUCAUUACGAUUCUGGUACUCAGGCUCUAACAGUCUGCACUGCGCCACAACCAUCCUCCAAGGACGAUGCACCUUCAAAAUUGAACAUUACUACGCCCACCAUGUGGGCAAGGUCUUUCUUUCGCGCGGCCAUGUUCCUGCUUGUCCAGCUGGCUGGCAUCUACCUGGCGCAUGCGUCGAAGGGUUGCUCUAACAGUCUGCACCGCGCCACAACCGUCCUCCAACUCCAAGGAUGCACCGCGCCACAACCGUCCACACACUGCUCUGCCCACCAUGUCGGCAAGGUCCUUCUUUCGCGCGGCCAUGUUCCUGCUGGUCCAGCUAGCUGGCAUCUACUUGGAACACGCAGCAGGGUUUCCGUCGGGUUGCUCUAACAGUCUGCACUGCGCCACAACCAUCCUCCAAGGACGAUGCACCUUCAAAAUUGAUAACAUUACUACGCCCACCAUGCCGGCAAGGUAUUUCUUUCGCGCGGCCAUGUUCCUGCUGGUCCAGCUGGCUGGCAUCUACCUGGCGCAGGCAAUAAUACGAGCUGAGACGGACGGUUGUACCAACGACCCCAGUGUAUACUGCCCUCCGGAUCCUGGACAUAAGCCGUGUCCUCGGCCACCAUGUCCGAAUUCUUAGUUGUCCGGACUCAGGAUCUGAGCAGUGUUACAAUAAUGCACGUUUUCAAACCGGUGAGAAAGGCUGACUUCAGUGGGAAUGAAUUCACAGGUUCUCUUGUCUCUCUGCGCAUGCACGCAUGAUUGUGAGAUAAAAAAAAUAUAUCUUUUCUAGUCCACCUUCCAUGGGUGCAGAAGGCUUGUGUCAUGUAGUGGGUACAGUUUCGUGAAAAUUUGUGAAUGGUUAAAUCUUCUAUGUACGUACUGUGAAUAAAAUAUAUUAUUUUGAUACUUCAUGUG
Panicum virgatum (switchgrass) is the source of this 937-nucleotide messenger RNA. RefSeq lists its product as uncharacterized. NCBI's taxonomy places the organism in Eukaryota, Viridiplantae, Streptophyta, Magnoliopsida, Poales, Poaceae. The transcript is spliced from 4 exons. The record is from RefSeq and is a predicted model, not a curated record. The coding region runs from base 204 to 659 and encodes 151 amino acids.